UCAACAAUUGCAUGAUCAAAAUUUGUGAAAUAGCACAAGAUAUUAAUUAGACUAAUCUUACAAAUACUACGAGGCUUUAAUGUGGUUAUGCCAUGAAAUGUUCACUGUAGGCUACUAGAAAAUUUGGAACAAUAUUUAACUGAAUUGACCUGCCCAUGUUUCCAAUUUCCUCUUCACCCAUGCCUACGUUGCAAAUGGUUGUGUAAAUAACAUUACUCGAGGAUAUAACAUUUUAAUCCCUCGAUCAUUCGCCAAACCUCUAUUUGUAACGAUAGUUGCAACACAAAAUCCAGUGAUCCAAUUUGUUUAUAAGGUACCAUCCAAUCAAGCCAAAUAUUAUCAGGCUGAAGAAGGGUCUUGACCUGAAACGUUGCCUAUUUCCUUCGCUCCAUAGAUGCUGCCUCACCCGCUGAGUUUCUCCAGCAUUUUUGUCUACCUUCGAUUUACCAGCAUCUGCAGUUCCUUCUUAAUCAAAUAUUAUCAGUACGUCUAAACAUAGAUUUUCUUUAUAAAAUAUCUGGAAAAAUAGAAUACUCGGGGAAUAUACAGAAUUUCAGAGCAGCUUUGCAAGUUUUAAAACAUAUUUUUUUAAAUUAUAAAGCAUAAACAGUUGUAAAUCACUUGUAUUUGUUGAUGGGCCAUGUCUGCAGUUAGUCGGUAAUUGCAACGCUGGCUUAAGCAGAGGAUGAUUCAUCAGUCAGAACUUUUAAAGUGCAUCAUUUUAAAGGCUUGAAUUAUUUUGAAAUGUUUUGCUAAAAUGUAUUUUAAAAUCAAUGCAUGGAUAUUUAUUCUAGUUUUAUUUUGUGUCUGGAAUUAAAACUGCAUGAAACAGAGUUAAAUUGUCUCCCAGUUUAUGCUCCAGUGUUGCUGCACAAGUGUGCAUCUCCACUGGAUCCAGUCAAAGACGGUGUUUGCCAGUGAAAAGGGGAAUGUGAUGAUGUAAUCUUCAAACGAGACCCAUGCUACUUUCGCACAAUAUUAUUACCCUGCCUCGAUAACGUCUCCACAGAUGCGUCUUUCCCAAACCCCCGCGUUGAGUUACUGGGGCACUGACUGUAAGGACUGACUCGCCUUCCAGUUUUGUUAAUGAAAAACAAAACCCUGGCAGGAAUGCCUGAGCUGUUUCUCCCCGGCACUAUUUUUCUCUGGCGCAUAACUGGAUUCUAAUGAAACCGUGCAAAGAUUUGCAAGGAGUAAAAUGAGGCUGGUAGGUCAGCAGUAUGUUUAGAGUGAUAGCCGACACAAGGUGAGAGAAUCUUUAAGCAAUGCUACCUUGUGAGUUUGUGGUGGAAUGUUUGAAAUAUGUCAAAGCUGCUGUCGGGCAUUUUUGUACGAUCGGCGGUGUUACAGACAUUUAAAGCGGUCUUUUUUUUUAAUAACUGUCAUCCUAUUGUGAUUAUUUUAAAUGUGAAGGAAUUGCAAGAGGUCUAUAAUUCAUUGCUUGCAGAUAACAGCGUUUGUGGACAAUGAGAAGACACGUGAAAUUGAAUAGGGGGGUUGAGAGGAGGGGGCUUUAUGUUCCGUUUAGAACCCACCAGCAAAACGAUUUAAUCUGUGCUGAGUUUAGACUGGACGUCUGCAUGGUUUUACAGCAAGGUUGGCAGCAGAAGACUGCAGUAAAUUGUCCCAAUUAAACAAUUGCAAGUAUGUUGUCAUAUUUCAAGCUUUUGGGUUCGUUCACGGUGCUGUAUUUUUUAACACAGUAUUUUAUGUGGGAACAAAAUAAUAACUUUAGAAAUGAAAUGUCAUUGACCAGUCAUGAAUAUCUUUGGGUGGAACAAGAGAAUAUAUUUAAAUUCACAAGGUCAAUUGGUACUGUGGCUUCAGUUUGUAGGCGGUGUUGUUGUCAAUUCUCUUUUGACUUUGAUAAGUGACCGUAUAACAGGGAAAGCUGAGAUUGUCUUCACUUAUUGAUGCCACUAUUUGGGAUGCUGCAAUAAUCUUCGGCGCUGGUGACAUCUUACAAAGUGGUGUACAAUAUUUUGAUGAAAAUGAUCCUGGUGAAUCGAGCUCAAACGAAACGGGAGUUCAAGUGAAUUCUGCUCGGUCAGAAAACUCAAUUGACAGCUGAAAGGCUGUGGAGUGCAGGAGUCCUGCUAGUUCAUACAUUCCCAAAACAGAAAUGCAUCUCCCGCAUCCAGCCGGCUAACUGUGAGGUGACUGAACUGAGUAACAACACAGGAUGUCAACAGGACCUGCAGAUUUGUCAAGAUGUCCAUGGCAAUAAUGAUGGAAGAUUUGCAGUUUGUCUCGAAGAGAUAUGCAUCUCCUUUUAUGAUGAGUUUUAAAUUGAUUCAGUCAUAUUUGGCUUGCAGAAUGGUGUUACCGUUCAUCAAGAAUAACUGGCCAUGCCUCUGAAGGAAACUAGAGUAAUUUAGUAUCGAGACGAUAACAAACUCCUGUUUUUUGGUUUUGAUAUCAUGACGGGAGACACACAGCAUGUUUAUGCGAUUAAAGAUUCGGACACUGAUCCCAAACUGCAGCAAAAGGAUGGCGGCUUUGAACAUUUCAGUGAAAAGGAUCGCAGAAAAUUAAACAGCGGUAACACCAGCGGCCCUGAAAGCUGCAAAACUGUGCUGAAUGGCAAUUCCUUGAAUCAUUCUCAUCUGCACAGAAAGAACAAGGAUAGCCAUAACCAGCGAGAGGCUGUAAUCAGGCCACAGCAGGCUGGACGAAUUGACUUUAAGUCUCUUCAGAGCAAGCCACGGUUUUUGAGUGAACACACAUGGUCUUCAUCCAACAGUUCGAGUUGCAAAAGUACUUCACAGUCACCUUAUGGGAAAAACAAAGGGAAGGAGAAGAACAAAAGAUACGGGAAAGGGCCGCACCAUCUUUAUAAACUUAAUAUCAAUUCCCGAUCCAACCCCACCAUUGGAAUCGCGUACCCACAGCAAAAGAUUACGUCAGCAAAGAAACUAGAAGGAAAACGAGAACUUAUAACAGGGAGCUAUCGUUUCAACGUGCCCAGUAUUCCCGAGAGAGAGGCAGAACUCCAACAAGAGGAUCUCAGCUACAGCAGGCACUAUCAGGAAGACCCUGCAAGCCAUACCUCCACAAGUUAUACCUCAAAUACCACAGUGGUUGCAAAUCAGAACCAAGGAUCCAAAACGCACUCCCAGGGAAAUGUCAACAUUUCCAGAGACAACGCCAACUUCAAUGGCAAAUUGCAAUAUCCAGAAUUCCAUGGCAGCAGGAAUAAUUCCAACAUUUCGCCAUUUUCAGUGGAUUGGCAUUCUCCGGAAAAGCCAUUUGCAGGUACCAACUAUGGAAUGUCCCCUCAGAAGCAGAGCACUUUCCCUCUUGUGGCAGAAAGCAGCAAGUCCAACACGCAGGGCUUUAGGUCAAUUCCAUUCCCAUAUCCACUACCACAAUUGCACGAUGUACCUGCUGAUCCAUUCAACAGUGAACACAGUGGUCAAUGCCACUUUCAGCAAGAAUUCUCAGAUGUUCCACUGCCUAAUGCCCAGGUAGCACAUAGUGGUUAUGUCUUCCAGCUUACAGGCGAUGGGCAUGAAGACAGUGUGAGGAAUGGGCAAUGUGGCACUUCAUCAGACGGCAGAAGCUACACACAUUCUUCCCACCAAACUCAGUUUUUGCGUCCAUCCAACCAAGGUACCCCUCAUCGUGUAUCUCACUACAAAGGGAAUCAUCCAAAUGAUAUGAAUGGUGCUAUAUCUUCCAAUGGUGCUUUACCCUCCUCUGGUGCUGUAUCGUCCAAUGGUGCUGUCUCUUCUGUUGGUGCUAAUGACCAAAAUCAGAGUACUUUCCAAGAAAACCAAACCGUUUGUACAUCAGACGCAUUUAAUUUGCACAAAAAUGGUAUUGGAUAUGUAUCUAUGAACAAAAAGUGCUCGCCUUUAAAAGGGGACCGAGGCACUGAAAGAACGGACUCUCAGGGUAAGUCCCUGAGAAGGAAUAUAACACAAGGUUCUUUACCGCAGAUGCACUUUCAGGAUAAGGUUUACGACAGUCCUUCCAACAACAGUGUUACUGAUGGUUUAGUAUCUUUUGAUAAAAACAUUUCAACUAAAAUUCAUAGUCAACCCAGGGUACCGCAGGCUUGGGAAGGAAACAAAAUGUUUUCCACGAAGGACUACAAUACUGCACCUUACACUUCAGUCGCAAACCAAUUUUCAUAUCCAUGUCAAUCUGUGUCCAAUUUGUCCCACGCUGACCAAAAGCAGCCAGCCCCGAGAAAUGGUAAUUCCAGGUUGCCGUGGCAACAAAUCCACCUUACGUCGGCAAUGCCAAACCAAAAUAGAAUUGAACUUUCAAGGCAACUUACUAGUCAGCAGCUGGCCUUUCCUCUCGGAGCCUCCGAGUGGCAGGAAUGUAAGAAAGCACAGAGAAAUCCGCCCGUUUGUAAGCCGGUAACUUUCCGUAACAAACGGCAGGUGAACAGCGAGGAGCUCCAAAACAGUAGGAACAGUGGGAAUGGCCAGAACUGUAACACGACUGACGCUUUUGCAUUCCGAAAUGGUCUAGACAACACCAGUACCUCACUGUGCGAUUCCAGAAAUCCAAACAGAUUCUGUGACCUGAACCCCGUUGGCUCAGCGUCGGUGAGAGGCAGCGGUCAUGGGUCUCUUACAAUAGCCAAAAGUAUAUCAGGCUCCCCGUAUCAAUCUCCACAAUCUUCCCCAACUCUCAACACUGGAUCUACCAGCACAUGUUCCUCUCUUUCCCCAGUGUCCACGGUGUACAGUGCCAACAGCCCUCUGAACACCAACUCAGAAGAAAGUCAUAUGCCCACCCUAACUAGUGCAUCCAGAUUCUAUCAUCAGCACUGCCACAGCAAAGAAGACAAAAGGUUCCCUUCCUCUGAACACAUCAGUGCCAACCUGCUACACCAGCAUCAUGACCCUACCAGAGGAUUCGCAUACUUCUCCACUGAUCAUUCCAGGGGAACUAAAGACAAUUUAUUAUAUAUCCAGGACAACUCAUUCUCACAACAAACUGCUAAAAUCAAUGGGUGUGCAGACGACUUUGAAACUGAGUCCCAACCCUUCCCGGAACAGUUUUUUGCGAACUCCCUCAGCAGCGCAAACCUUGACCAACUGGACGUGCUGCUUACGUGCAAACAGUGUGAUCAAAAUUUUAACAAUGUCGCGUCGUUUCUCGAUCACCGUCAGUACUGUGGGAUUCAUUCAGGUUCUCACACCGAGCAGCAGGAUCCAACCCGAGCUACAGAGAGCAGGCGGCUCCAUGCAGAAUCAGCUAAGGGAACCGUUCUCCACUCAACCCGGGGUGGAUCUGAUCCACACCAGUCUUUACUUUGCCUAAGCAAGUCCUGUGAUCUGUUGCUAGAUGGCGAGGCUGCAUCUGAUCCAAAAGAUGAUCCAUUUAAACUGAAUAUUUUUAGCGGAGCAGGAUCCGGUUCAGUUUUGCUAACAGCCUCUGAUUUAGAGAUUGACGACGCAAAGCUUGAUAGCUUAAUCAAUGAGACUCUGAAUGGUCUCGAUUAUCAGUCUGAUAAUGCUGAAAUUGACAGUAGCUUCAUAGAAGCUUUUGCAGAUGAUGAACUAUCCACGACAAAAAUUGCAGGAAACGGGAUGGCUUUCAAGAUGAAGGACUGCAUGCCGUUAGGAAGCAAAGCUGUUAGCAAACUCGCAGAAGCAGAAGAUGACCAAUCCAUACAGAUCAAGACUGUCUAUAAUAACCGACAGAGUGACAGGCAUACACAGAGGAAGGAAAAGAGCAGACAUCAUAACAGGAAAAUUGAGAAAAAAGAUUCAACAACUUCUGUCUUAUCUAAAUCCUAUUGCAGGCGGGUGGAUAAAUACAGUAUUAAAAAAUGUUCUCAUGAGAGUUCUUUUGACUCCUUAAAAUAUACCAAACCCAGUACAAAACUCAUGAAGCUGAAAGGAGGCAGGAAGCUAGACACCGACGCUGCACUUCAUCGCAGGAUAAGUGAAGUUUUGUCUCAACCUGCACAAAAUGUGAGAAAAAAGUGUGAAAGAGACAAGCACAAAAACAAUGGCGAUAUCCGGGAUACCAUUCACUCAACCCCUUUAAAAAUCGUCACUGUAAACAGCCACUCCAAAUUACACCGGCCUGCUUUAAGGGAUAUUAAAAAAAGGAAAUCCAGCAACCGAACUUGGAGCAAGGAAUUGAUUCAUAAGAUUGUACAGCAGAAGAACAAACUGCACAAGUUACACGUGAAAAGCAAUAAGAAAUUGCACGUUUCUCUCGUGAACGAGCAGUUACUUUCACACCAACGCAGCGGUAAGUUGGGAGAAUAUGACUAUGUUUCAGAUUCGGACCAAGAAGCAGAACCUCCCGGCAGCAAAUAUCUAACGCCGUGCUUAAAUCAACUAGCCAAUUACAGCAUCACGAGAGAGCACAAAACCAAAUGUGGGAGAGUGGAGGCGGAAGAAUCCUGGAGAUAUAUAAAAAUCAAGAAAACUCCAGAACGCAGCAUAGGAAUCGAGGGACGCAAUCGAGCAAAGAGAUACCAUAGCAGUCGGCUCAGAAGGAGAAGGAGCCAAUCUUCCACCAGCAGUGAAUACAGCAACAUUACCAGUAGUUCAAGUGAAAAUACCAACAGCCCAAAUAGUGUAGAACGGACAGACUCAGAUAAUGAGAAAGGGAAAAAUACCAUAGAGAGUAAGCAUUCUACUUUUAUUUCAAUUACUGAUCGUACGUAUAAGGCUGAGUGCAUUGGACCAGAUCCUCUGAUUGAUGAAUCAGCUAGAACUUCAAAAGACAGUUCUAUGAACCAAGCAGUUUUUUCAAGAACCACAAAAGAAUUUGGUUCAGCAAAAUGUUUAUUUUCAGGAAGAGGGUCCCAGAGUACCAGUCACACCAUGACACAUUUAUAUGACCACGGUGGGUCACACAAAAUGGAGAUUGAGGAGCAAUGCAUUGUACGUUCAAACCCAAGUCAUGUUGAGCUUAGUUAUAACGAAAAGAGACCACAAGCCUGUGAGUCUUUUGAGAAAGAUCUUGCCACGACAAGUAAUGAAUCUAUAGCACCGAACACUGAAUUAACUUUUGAUCAAAGAGAUAUACAAAAAUGUUCUUCUUGUGAAGAUAGCAUUGUUGAAUAUUCUACUGCCGGUAUAAAUCAAAAUAAUUUAACACAUACCACAGAGCUGACUGCAGACAUGAAAGAUGAGUUAGCAGAUGCAAGCAACAAAAUGAAAGACAGUCUUGUUGGAUCGACUGGUGCCUAUAAGACAAAUGUUGGAUGUUUUCAUGAUAAUUCAUCUGCAUUUAAUAUUCAAGUGUAUGAUGAUGCAGCUCAGAACACCAUGGACAGAAUGUACAGUGGGCAUAAAGAUUUAGAAAAACAGCACGCUGUUGCUUUCUCAGAAUCUCUGGCCCGUAGUUCCUCACAUCUGGAAGAUAUUUUUUUCUGUCAGAAUGAGAGCAGUGACAAUUAUUUACAGAAGGAUCACAUAAAAAGGUUCAUUAAUGCAUAUCCAAGUGAAAAAUGCCCAGCCAAAAUGAAGUCUCCAGUAUCUUUUCAUACCCCUGGAAUAUUUGGUGACAUUCCCAUAUCAAAUUUUAAUAGUCAGCUAUACACAGACACUUUGGUCAACAAGGAAAACUAUUAUCCCUUUUCUUGUAAUGGCGAUAAAGAAGGCGGCGGCGCAGCUUUUCAGUUGCAAUAUCCAUCAUUUCUGGAGCAGAAGGAUUGGAAUUUGCUGCCAGACAUGUCCACAAUUUUGCCGGAGGACAUCACACAUUUCCAAGAUCUCUCCGUGCAGUCAGCGCAAAUUAAGAAAUUUUCCCCGACAACGGGAUCAUCCCCUGUUACUACACCGCCCCUUCUGCCCGAAAGGCUAGAUGACCAAAAUGGUCCCUUCGUCGUACCCUUAUCAGAUGAUGAUCUGGAAAUUAAAAGGUUGGUGACGGAGCUGGAAAAUCAACUUCAGGCUCCUCAAAGAAAUAACGAAACUCCUGUUGCCCAAGCCGGUACUGGGGAAUAUAUGAAUGCAAGUUUAAAGAAUCAAACUAGUCCACCUUCAUCUCUGUGUCUAGAGCAAGAUAAAUGUGAUAGACAGACUGUACAUGCUGCAAAUCAUCCGUUUAGCAAUGGAAAUAUGUAUAUGCAUUGUAAGGGCACAGUUUUGAAUUCCCCUAAAGUUGAACGCCCCAGUUCCGUUGGGAUUAUUGAAGAUACUGAAGACAUGUGGACUUGUCCCUUCCAGCUUGUGCCAUUAGAUGACUUCCAAACACCUGACAAAGUCCAUGCCAACCCAAGAUCUCCCGAUAAAGAUAAUCAAUCUCAUUAUCCAAUUCAUCCUGAAGAGCCAGGAAACGGAAAAGACGAUGAACCCAAACACAGUGCCGAAGAGGAAACCGGAGUUUCCCCUGGGAGUUACUCGGAGAAAACGGAGGAAAAAUUGGAGAACCAGUACUACACAGAAAAUCUAAUUGCAAAUCUUGCAAUCAUGUCAGAUACUGUACUAGGCAAAAGCUCAUUGCAACAGAGUACAGACGGAGAGCAGGAAUGUCAAACUGCGAGCGAGAAUAAAAGCUCUUCUGGCAGUACAGACCAUGAGAAACCAUUUAACCUGUCUCCUCAGUAUAGAUCUACUGAAUGUCAUGUUGCAGAGAAGCAAUCAGAGCCUGAAUGCGAGGCAGUUUUGUUCAGCUUUGAAAACCCAGCAGCCUCACCUUGUGUGGAUACAGUUGCCUGCGAUACAGAAAAUGAUUUCAGUGUCACAGCCGUUGAUCAUUCACAGGAGGAACAAUAUGUAAACCAUCAACAGCAAAACACAUCUGACAACCAGUCAAGUGGAAAAAGUGUAAUAUCUGCCUUUCUAUCGGAGUCUGAAGAAACCGAUCAAUCACUUAUCAUAACAAAUCAAAUCACUACCUCUGACAGAUCACCAGAGACAAAAUAUAAAGAAAGGAUAAAUGAUACCAUCAGUUCUUCAUAUGUUGGAAUAAGUCCGACUGAACAACACAGCAGUGUAAAGAUUGCACCCGAUUCAAAUCCCCUACAGCAACUUCAGCUCUUUGUUGCCCGCACGGCACAAUGCAAUGAAGAAUUAAUGAUGAUCUCUUGUUACGCAGCCCCACACAUUCCAACAAACCACUCUUUGAAUGGCAGCAUCAGUUCUGAGCGAUCUGAAGCGGUUUUGAACACUGCUCACAAUGUGGAUUCCACCAUUAAUCCGAUGGACAAUAUUUUACAGAGCAUUAGCACAAGUAAAUGCCAAAUUUUGGAUGUUGAUGCAAACACUAGUGCUCAGAAUAUUUUGCCAAAGUUGCCGAAAGAUAUUGCUGAAACUGUGGCUGAAAAUACUGAAGCCAAUUCUGGUGCAUGGGAGCCUGUAGACUGCAGUCAAAGUGACAAUAGUGAAGAACAGUCUGAGAUUUCAGUUCAGAUUUUAACAUCGCAGAUCCCUUUAACCAACCAUUUAAAGAAAGCUCCACAUUCCCAAGAAGGUGUUAUUGACAAUUCGGAGUUCGAGGGGAACCCGUGCAGCUUGUUUUCUUUGAAUGGGACGAAUGCAAAUCCACCAACACUUGAGGAAAAAGAUUUGAUUCAAAUUGCGGACCAUUCUCAAAAUUCCACUCAAAACUCCGUGCCAUUUUUUUUUAAUCACCAAGAAAAAGAAGAAGAAAUGGCUUUGGAUAUUUUCAGUGAUGGCGAUGAAACAGAAAAAGCAACCAAGCAGUGUUUGAACGCUUUUGAAGAAACCUUGGAACCCGAGCAGUCAAAUUGCCCUUUGUCACAAUCAUUUCCAUCAACAGAAACUAGCUGUGAUGUAGAACCUCCGGUUGAACACUUAACUGUAAAUGACAUGGCUCAGUCCGAAGCUUCAUCAGAUAUUGCUCACCCAGUGCCUACAUUGGAAUGUCAUGUCGGUACAAGUGAUGAAUCGUCUGUCAUUGAUGAAAAUGUUAAUACCAGCAGAAAUGACCACUCACCUGAGCACGGCUGCUUUACACAAUCUCCGGAAAUGGCAACCGUAACAUCCUGCACAGAAAGCAUUUCGGAAAAGCAGUCUCUCUCCAUUGCGGAUAGUUACUCCAAUAUCUCACCUGCGCCCAUUGAUAAAAGCAACCAGCAAGAGCCAUCCAACAGUUCUAAAGAUGAUGUUAUUCCAAAGAGUGAUGGGUGUAAAGAAUCGCUGUUGUUUCUCCAUCUGGACUUCGAUUCUCAAGACGCUGAGAGAGGUGCCCUUGGCUGUAUCGCUAAACCUCAGGAGAAUGUAACAGAGCACGAUCUUGAAUAUAAAGUACCAGAAACACAAAUUCACGAUGGUCACUCUGCUUUAAAAACUAACUCCGGUGCAGAAAACAUUGCUGAUAUCUUGUUGUCUAAAAUAAAUGAAGAAUUGCCCACCAAUAUAACAACUAAUGGAAACACAACAAAGGAUUCCAAUGAAGAUACAGAUGACAGUGAGCAUUGGUCAUUUUUGGGACAAGACAUGAAAGGUAGUGAUCAUAGAUCUUUUGAUCAAACUACAUCAUUGCUUACCGAUAUGCCCAUUUGUAUGGAAGCAAAAUCUAAUGAUUGUACUCUUUCUGAGACGUUGACUAAAUCGCCGACUUCUCAUCUAGUCGGAGGUGCGGGUCUAGAAAUGAAUCAUUGUUCUGCCGCUGCAAAUGAUUCAGGUGGCGUGGUCGAAGCUGAGCAUUCCAAGUGCAACUAUGCUGAAGUUUUGGGUUCUAAUUUCCAUGAAAAUGUCCCCCCUUCUCUUCAAGGUCAUUUGCUUGAGCUACCGCCAUCUCCCCAACAUGUGUCGGAUCUAAAUUUGCACAGUUCACCCCUUGUUGAUUCAGUUCCUAUGGAAACUUUAAACAAGCAUUCGAACACUGACAAUUCCAACAGACCAACCAAAAGAAAAUCAAGUAUUGAGACAAAUGCACAAAUCGGUUUUCUUACAGUGGAAGAAAAACCUGAAGAAAAUGUACAGAUCAGUCUACAGGAUGAAGUAUUUUCCAAUGGAACGAAGCAGAUGGAUAGUAAUUUAUUCAUAGACUGCAAUGAUGGGAUUAUCAAUGCACAAACCCUGGCCAUUGACAACGCAUUCUGUCCUUUGUCAACAGAGCAACAGAAUGGUGAGGUAACCCCAAUUGCAAAUAAUCAUGGACAAUUAAAUGACUGCUCUGAUGAGAAGAUUGUUAACCAAAUAACAAAAGUUUCCGAAGAAUUUGGAGGUGAAAGUGAAUCGCGUGAUAAUGCAGACUUGGAUUCCAGUUCAUCGUUGCCGAUGACUGAGCCUCACCCAAGUGAAAAAGUGGAGAGCGAAAGUGGUGAAAAAGACGGAGCGAACAGCGAUGAUGUUGUACUGAGCAGUUUAAUGUUGGCCAAGACACUGAAUGAUUUGCAUGGCAGUGAGCAAUUAGAUUUGGCGGCCAACAAUUUACUUCCAGAAAAUAUUUCCAUGACCGACCCGCAGAAAUUAAUUGAACCGUCCACUCCUCAAACCGAGCAAAAUCUACAAACUGUCAUAAUGUGCAAUGUCUGUUCUGCAUCAUUCAGAUCUAAACAAGGCUUGGUUAGACAUAAAGCCAUCAAACAUCGCUUAAAAGGUGAGAAAACAAGUCAAAAUAAAGUAAACAGAAUUCUGGCGUGCAGCAUUUCAGCAACGGAACCAAAUACAGAAUGGCAACAAGACACAGAAAACACCUUGUUUAGUGCAUCAGAAAAGAAAACUCACAUGGACAUUCAUUCUUUGGAUACUCCUGUUAGCCAGGAAACUAUUCAGACUGACCAUCAUCUUUUCUUAUGUGACGAUAAGCACAGUGAAGAAAGUAAUUCUACGCUUGCACAAAAUGAAAUUGGUUUCCAUUGCAAAGAAAAUCAACACCUCGAGGAAGUAACCGACACAAAUGAAAUUCACGAUGGGCAUACAAAAGAGGAACCAAAACCUUCUGUCAUGCCAUCUGAGCAGGAUAUGGGAACAAUGGCAUGCAAUGAGCAAAUUGAAGCUAAUAAAUCUGCCAAGCUUGGCAUUUCAAAAUCUAAAAAAACUAUUGAAUGUUCGAAGGAAGAUACUAAAAAACAAAUAUCUAAUUCAAUCAACUCAAAAGAUAUUGUAAGGCAAUAUAGGAAAAAAAAUCCCAACGCUCCAACUCCGGCAAAAGAAAAGAACAGGAAUGUUGGAAAAGAUGAACAAGAAUUGGUUUUUAAUGGUGAAAUUGUGCAAUCUAGCAAGCAAGUGGGUGUCAAUUAUGGAAAAAUAGAUGAGCCCUGCCCUCUGUUAGAGCUCCAGGUAGUGACAGAACCACGAGAUAGUCCUAUACAUCAACAGCAGAUGGAAAAUUCAUUAUCAACAAGCAAAUCAAUCAAAAUGUGCAUCACACCAAAAGAAUGGACAUCACGGCAGAAGUCUGCAAAUGACAAAACAAUAGUUGUAGAAGAGAAAGUAUGUAACCUGAUUAAUGUUUCGCUGAAAGAAGACUCAUGUAAGAAAGAGUGCAAUGGAGAACUUGAAUGCCAGAUUGAUUUUCCUAGUAAGUGUUCCUCGAAUGAAGGCAGCCAGAACACCAAACCUAUAAAAAUAGAAGAAGGAACCAGUGAGAAGGCAGUGGGAUUACUGCAAAAGACUAUUGCCUGCCAACAUCCAGUAUUCAGUAACCCAGUGCCCAAUCUUCUCAAUGGUUCUCCACUUAAAAUACCAGAAAUGGACUCUCAAACGGUGGGGGAUCUGAAAAAUGAUGACAGUUUUGAGAAAUUACAGAAACAUGCACCAUCCAAACCCUGGAAUGAAUCAGAUUCUAUUGACCUAGAGCUACCCGUUCUGGAAGUAAUUGCCCCAAACUCAGAUUCGCAACAUUUUCCAACUAUGGAUAGUGCAAUAUCGCAAAUAUUUUCGGAAGACAACUCAGUUGUCAGAAAAAGGUCUCCAAGGGUUUAUGGGAAUAGAAGCAAAAAAUGUAAAAUGGACAUGGAAUCGAGUACCUUUAAAAUGUUUUCUUCGGGUUUUGUGGUGGAAAAUAGUGAGCAAGUUGUUCGGAGCUACAAUGAUCAUUUGAAAACAGAUGACACCAUCAUGUCGCAUACAAGUAAUGACAGUAAAGCAGUGGCAAAUAAAAAUACUUCUGUUUGUGGUGAUGUUACAAGCUCCAGGGAUGUGGCCCGUGAAUGUAGCAGUGAAGAUGUCUUAGAAGGUAGUGGAAUGUCUGAAAAUACAAACAAUAACAUAAUGGAGUUACUGUAUCAAAACUGCAAAAUAGAGUCAAUGACAGACACUGUUCCAAACGCCACAGUUUGGAGCAAUCCUCCAGAGGUUGUGGACAUCUCAGCACAUGGUGACACGACUUCAUUUGAAUCAACUUCAGAAAAAACGAUGAACUCACGACAACAUGCGCCAAACAUCCAGCCACAACUAGAGGCCACGGAAUCUUCCCAACCGAUCGAGCCUUUUGAAGGGCUAGCCUCUGGUCAAUGUAUUCUGAGGAGUAUAAAUGUCGGUGAUGUACAAGCCUUGAACCAAGGCUAUGAACAUCCAGACGGGGAUCCGCACAAUUCCCCCGGGAAUAAGUCCUCUAUUUUGAACGUUGCACAUGGUACGAGUGAGGAGAAAAGCCAGAACUUGAAAUUCUCGAAGGGUAGGACGGAGGAGGGGAGAACCGUAAAGAAUCGCGGUGACAUCAGUAUCAAGUCCAAGGAUAAGCAGUACAAGUGUAAAGUUUGCUUUCAAUGGUUUCUCACCCUGGGCGAACUGGACUUUCACAAACUCUCACACAACCCUUCCCCACCCCCAACAUGUUACAUGUGUGUUCAACGGAAGUUUAGUUCCAGAGAACAGCUGAGAGAUCAUCUAAAGGAAAAGCAUGCCAAAAAUAAGGCAGGCAUUUGGACGUGCGGUAUGUGCCUGAAAGAGAUCUCAGAUGUCUGGAUGUACAACGAACAUUUGCGUGAGCAUGCUACUCAGUUUGCACGGAAAGGGCAAGCCCAAAAGUCAGUAAUUGGAUUAUCAAAUUGCUUUAGUGAAGAUAGUGCGAUGAAAAAUUUCUUUCACACGCUCCUCAAUAAAAAGCACGGCAAAUCGAAAACAGUUGACUCAGUCGCAAAGUCCCUGAUUAAAGAAACCAAAGUUCUGAAAGAAAACCAAAAGCAAACUGGGAAAAAUAAAGACCAAAGUGAAGCAAGUAUUAAGACCAAGCUGAAUUUUACAAGUGCACUUAAACUCUCAGCUUCGGCGAAUCCAGAGCUUAUGCACAAGACUGAACCAAUACAGAAGAAUGUUUCAAUGCAUCCUGAUUGCAAAGACCCGUCGAGAGAUUGCCAUCAUUGUGGGAAACAAUUUCCCAAACCAUUUAAGCUUCAGCGACACUUGGUCGUUCACAGUUUGCAGAAAAUUUAUCUCUGUUAUAAGUGUCCCAUUUUCUAUUUGGAAAUGCAGGAGCUAAGAGCCCAUCUUAAAGGGGAACACCUAGUCAUAGAAGAACCUGAGGUGAAACAUACAACACUGUAUACCUGUGAGCUCUGUGCUGAUGUUAUGCAUGUCAUCAAAAAGUCUUUCAUAUGCAGCACUUGUAACUACACCUUUUCAAAAAAGGAACAAUAUGAUCGGCACAUGGAAAAACACUUGGAAGGUGGAAGUAAGACCCACAAAUUCCGAGGAGUGAUGAGACCUUAUGUUCCCCUGCAGGAUGGACAUCUAGACCCACAGAGCAAUCUCACUCAGAGUUAUUCAAGUGCAUCCAUACCACCCAAUAAAAAACAGAAGACUAAUCACGAUGGGCUGACUGAAGUCAACAGAGAAAAUAAUAUUCCGGCUAUUUCUUCGAUUGGUUUCGAUCACAGUGUUUGUGAAGGUCCUCCUGAAUUCUCACCGGUUGAAGUAAAUGAUAAAACAGAAAAGAUGAAUGUUUUGACACCAACUCGUACAGAUGUUGUGGAUGAUUUUUCCGAGCUGCUAGUGGAACUGGAGCAAUCACAGCCAAACGUUGCAGAUUCUCCACCAUGCCUUUCCCCAGUUGUGUCUCUUCCAUUAUGUCACGAGCUGCAUUUAGUUGAUUUAGCUGCUCCACCCAUGCCGGAAGUACACAAUCAGCUCUACGGAGCAGUGGCAGCGCCUUUGAGUCCAGUGAACGCGUGUGCGUUUAAACCCCACGACAAUGUUCAACCGAGUAAUCAUUCAGCAAAGGAGAAGAUCAAGCAAGAGGAACCCUACGAUAGUUCGAAACAAACAAAUGACCUCCAGAAAAUACCUUGCAAUAGCCACUUCAAAAUGGCCGCUGCUGAAAAGGCAAAGCAAAGCUUAGGUGAAUAUAAACCUUCGGAGAAACUAGCUAAAGAUUCGGAACCAAAGAUUAAUCAGAAAAAACGAAAGGAGCAAAAAUCUGCUUGUGUCAAAAACAGUAAUAGCUACAAGUUAACUGUAGAUGAAGGAAAUAAGAAAAGAAAACAGGUCAAAACUGAAUGCGUGAGGAAAUCGUGCAUGCAACAAGAUAAUCAGAGCACUGCAACUACUAGAGAUGAGCCUACAGGCAGCCAUCUAGCAUCCAGAACCAAACCGUGGACAAAUAAUUCACAGUGUAAAAAAAAUGUCAUGAAUUUCUGUCCACUCAAGCAGCCGGAUAUGCGACCAUUCAUUGGGGAAUACAAGCACAAGAAAGAGUUAAUCUCGAAACCUCCACUUUAUUCCAAGGGAGGUGCUCAGUCUGUGAACAGUUCAAUUAGAAAACAUAGAUUGAUGCAAGGCGUAAAGCCUGUUGAAUCAAACAGCUAUCGGACAGCAGAAUCACAGAGUAAUCUUCUCAGCCAAUUAUUUGGACAAAAACUAACCAGCUUCAAGAUUCCUUUAAGAAAAGACGCCUUGGAGUGAAUUAAUGUCGCUGAUUCCGUGAAUUAUUGGCGAUUGAAAGUUCUGUGGAAAAAGAACAUAAAAGCCUUAGAUUUUCUUCAGCAUUAUUUCUACAUAUAGCUGGAAUUACCUUGCACAGACAUCUCUGUGAAAUACUUCACUUUGUGUCCGAAAUAUUAUUCUUUGAUUUACCUGUUUUAUCAUGUACUCAUUAUGACUUUGAUGUUGCAACUGAGAAAAUGUAAUCAUUUUGGGCUGAUGAGCAAUUGCCUUAAUCAGAGUACCACAAGAGUUCAUAUGUUCUACGCUACUUCCAAAUGCCAAUCUAUAAAAUGUAGUUCAUUUUGUGUCAGAACUAUUUGAUUAAUAUUAACUAGCAUCUUUUUGUUUCAGUAGAUUUAAUAGUGGGUGUCAUUGAAGGAACCAUGUCACUUCUAGAUAUUAUCCACACAUUGAAUAAAAUGUGUUUCUAAUGUCAUAGCCUCUCCCUUCAGCCAUAAAAUGGUCACAAAAUGCAUAUUUUAUUCAAAUUAAUUUGUGUUUUUAGGCAUGUCAAGAAGCCUCGGACAAAUCUAAAGUGAAGUAUGAUACCUCAUUCCUUUUUUCAGGUUUGCUGAUCUAUUCCCGUUUACUUUUGCUUUCAUUCUACAUUCAGUUAGUCAAUGUAAACAGGCAAACCAUUAACUGUACUGCAAUGUUGCCAUGUCACUUUUCAUUCAACUAUUCUGCAAUAUUGCCAUGUCACUUUUCAUUCAGCCCUUCCUGUACUUAGAGUCCUGGAGUCAUAGAGUGGAAACAGGCCCUUCAGCCCACCUUACCCAUGCCGGCCAACAGGUCCCAGCUACACUAGUCCCACCUGCCGCCGUUUGGUCCAUAUCAUUCCAAACCUGUCCUAUCCAUGUACCUGUCUAACUGUUUCUAAAAUGUUGGGAUAGUCCCAGCCUCAACUACCUCCUCUGGCAGCUUGUUCCAUACACCCACCACCCUUUGUGUGAAAAACCUACCCCUCAGAUUACUAUUAAAUCUUUUGCCCUUCACUUUAAACCUAUGUCCUCUGGUCCUGGAUUUACCCAUGGGUAAGAGACUCUGUGCAACAACCCGGCCUAUUCCUCUCAUGAUUUUAUACACCUCGAUAAGAUCACCCCUCAUCCUCCUGCACUCCAAGGAACAGAGUCCAAGCAUUCUUAACCUCUCCCUAUAGCUCAGACCCUCUAGCCCUGGCAACAUCCUUGAAAAUCUUCUCUGUACCCUUUCCAGCUUGAAGGUUUUGGCCCUGGAUCAGCACACCUUUCCUUCCAUCCAUUACUCAGAAUAUCAACAAUCUGCCACCAUGAUCUUCUCAUUAUGUUGACCUCACCCGUUCCAUCCAGGUAACUCUAUUCUCAAAACCAUUGUUGAUUUUCCAAAGCUAAAUUCCCAAUCUUCCUCUUACAAACUAUUCCAAAACUGUCCUUGACCAUGCUGAUAUUUUGUUUGUCACCGCCUCUCUGUCCCAAUCAACCCGUGUGGAUCUUAAUUUCCAAACGAUUAACAUCACCUCCACCAACAAUGUGUUGAACUGCAACUAAUAUUCAGUAGAUCAUGCAGCAUCUGUCAAAAAAAAAAAAAACAGCACCAGCGAAGUGUUUUGUAGCAUCUGUGAGAUUUUU
Leucoraja erinaceus (little skate) is the source of this 17374-nucleotide messenger RNA. RefSeq lists its product as uncharacterized. NCBI's taxonomy places the organism in Eukaryota, Metazoa, Chordata, Chondrichthyes, Rajiformes, Rajidae. The transcript is spliced from 4 exons. The coding region runs from base 2421 to 15746 and encodes 4441 amino acids. The record is from RefSeq and is a predicted model, not a curated record.